AUGACCCUCUUAAACACACCACUUCCAAUUACCUUCAACCAGCUCUACAUCAAUGGAGAGUACAGUAACCCCCAUUCACGGGAGUUUUUCUCCGUCCGCAACCCCAAGGACAACAGCUUAGUCGCGGAGCAAAUCCCCAUUGCAGACGGCGUCGAUGUGGACAACGCGGUCAGAAUCGCCGAAGCUGCAUUCAAUGGUCCCUGGUCAACAUUCAGCGCUGUGGAGCGUUCAGCCUGUUUCCACCAGCUAGUUAAUAUACUCGACGAGAAGCUGUCCGAUAUACUACUUUUAGAUUCACUGACGACGGGGAAUCCCGUCUCGCUUAUUCCCACCCGAGAAAGGAAUUACAUCCGCAAUUGUCUUUUGUACUAUGCUGGCUGGACAGACAAGCAACGCGGCGAUUACUACCCGGACGAUGACGGAUUUGUGAAGCUUGUCAGACAUGAGCCUCUCGGCGUCUGCGUCGCUAUAAACCCCUACAACUCCCCUGUGGCCUCCUUCUUCAUAAAAGCUGCCCCCUGUCUAGCAACUGGAAACGUCCUUAUCGUAAAGCCAUCGGAGAAGAGCCCCCUGGGCUCUCUGGCAGUGGCAGCACUAUUCGAAGAGGCCGGAUUCCCCGCUGGCGUUGUGCAGGUCCUUACAGGCGAUGGCAGCACCGGUGGGCGACUGGCCAGCCAUAUGAGAGUGCGGAAGAUCAGUUUCACGGGUAGUGUUGGUACAGGAAAGAAGAUUCAGGUUGCGGCGGCUCAGAGCAAUCUAAAGCGGGUCACGUUGGAGCUUGGUGGCAAGAGCCCGGCGGUGAUCUUUGAGGACGUGGAUCUGGACAAUGCGGUGACUUGGACAAUCAAUGGCAUCCUGGCGCGAACAGGCCAGGUUUGCGUCGCGGCAUCGCGUGUCUACGUGCACCGCUCGAUCGCACGCAAGUUUCUGGAUUUGUACUGUGCGCGCAUGAAGGAUGCUCUCAAGAAUAUCGGUGACCCACAGUCACCGGAAGCCAAGUUGGGGCCACUCGCAGACGCAAUGGCCUUUGAAAAAGUGCAGUCGAUGAUUGCACGAGGCAAGCGAGAAGCCGAGCUGGUCGUGGGUGGCAAUCGUAUCGGGGAGCAGGGCUGCUUCCUCGAGCCAACGGUGUUCAUCAAUCCAAAGCCUGAUGCCGAAAUCUACAAGAAUGAGGUCUUCGGCCCGGUCUCGGUUGUGAGGACGUUUGAUUCGGAAGACGAAGUCGUUGCCUGGGCGAAUGAUACGGAGUAUGGGCUGAUGGCAGGGGUGUUUACUCGCGAUAUCAAUCUUGCCAUGAGAGUCUCUGCAAAGCUGGACUCCGGAGUUGUUGGAGUCAAUUGCGUCAGCGUCAUGAAUAUCCAAGCGCCUUUCGGAGGUAAAAAAGCCUCGGGGAUUGGAAAGGAGUUUGGCGAAUACGCCUUGCGCGCCUUUACGGAGCCGAAGACUAUCUUGAUCAAGUAA
Aspergillus puulaauensis is the source of this 1461-nucleotide messenger RNA. RefSeq names its product aldehyde dehydrogenase family protein. The transcript has 7 exons. Lineage: Eukaryota; Fungi; Ascomycota; Eurotiomycetes; Eurotiales; Aspergillaceae. The coding region runs from base 1 to 1461 and encodes 486 amino acids. Gene Ontology annotation, molecular function: aldehyde dehydrogenase (NAD+) activity. The record is from RefSeq and is a predicted model, not a curated record.